AUGUCCAAUCCAUUUGAUCUUCUAGGUAACGACGUUGAGGACCCACAGGCCGCUAUUCCUCUGGCCACCAAGGAAGUUGUGAAGAAGAGCACUUCCUCCAAGAAGGCGGAUGUUCCACCACCAAGUGCCGACCCAGCCAAGGCUAGAAAGAACAAGGGCAAGUUGAGUGGCAACGAGGGUGCUAUCAGAGACAAGAAGGCUGGCCGUGACAACAACAGGGCCCGCGACGUUGGCUCCUCUGCCACUGCCAGAAGAAACAACGACAGAAAGAUGACCGACCGUCACUCCAGAACCGGCAAGACCGACUCCCAGAAGAAGAUCAACCAGGCCUGGGGUGACAACGACCGCGAGUUGACUGUCGAGGAGCAAGCCAAGCGCGACGCCGAGUCCGAGUUGGCCGAGGACGCCGAGGCCCCAGAGACCCAGCCAGCCGGCCCACAGAAGAUGUCCCUUGCCGACUACAUGAACCAGGUCGACAACAACGACUUGAACAAGGUCCCAGAGGCCAGAAAGGUCGAGGAGACUUUGCAAGCCGAGGCAAAGAGCGACGUCCCAGACUACGCCCCAGCCACCAAGACCAAGGCCGUCAAGUCCAAGCAAUUGAAGACCAAGGAGUUCUUGCAAUUCGACGCCACCUUCUCUGACAACAACAGAGACAACAGAGACAGCAACAGAAGAGGCGGUUUCAGAGGUAACUCCCGUGGUGGCCGUGGUGGUAACCGUGGCGGUAACCGUGGUGGUAAGAGCAACAGCUCCCGUGGUGGUAAGAACACCGCUGAAGUCAACAAGAAGAUCGACACUUCUUCCUUGCCAUCUUUGAUCUAA
Molecule: messenger RNA, 825 nt
Organism: Nakaseomyces glabratus
Lineage: Eukaryota; Fungi; Ascomycota; Saccharomycetes; Saccharomycetales; Saccharomycetaceae
Gene: STM1
Product: Stm1p
Source: RefSeq, a predicted model, not a curated record